UAGAGAAAAAAGCAAAACAAUCAUUUUUUAUCCCCUUCACCGGCUGAUUUUAGGGGCAUCUAUAGACCGCAGUGAAACAGUCUUUCCCCAUUAGUGCGACAGCAGGGAGUUAUAAUAAACAGUACUGUUAAAUGUAUCUUAUCCUGUUCAGCACUAAAAUCUACCGAAAGCUGGCGAUUGUGCUUUAGUUACAUUUGAUCCAGGUUGAAAAUGACUUCCAAACGUCUUCUUCUGGAGCAGUCUCGAGCCGGCGACAGCACGCACGCGGGGGGCUGCACCGGGCAACGCGAGCCUGUCAGUGUCCUGAUGAUAGCAGCGCGCGAGAACGGAGCGUUUAACGGGAAAGCUUUUCAAACAAACACGUUGCAUGAAGGUGCUUUAAGGAAUUCUGGCAAGGAAAUCUCUCCGAAUGGACAUCAUUAUACCCCAACAACGAGAGAGAGGCACUACAUCCAUAAGAAAUUUACCUGCAGUAGAGAGGAGGACGAACAAAGCUUAGCUCCAGGUGGGGUCCUCAAACAAGGCUGCCCUGUUCAUCGCCUGGUCCUAAAUGGCCACAGGCUACAAGACCAAACCCAUAUGGAGGCUUGGACCUCAGUGAGAGUGCCCGAGGAGCGAGGAUGCUGCCUACCAUCUCCCGAGGCCCCGCACCUGCACGCAUCCUCCAUCAUCCUCGUCCCAUAUGACAGGAGGCCCUCUGGUCAUGCCGAUAAGGAAGUGAUGGCCGCCACCGUCCUGACCACACUGUCCACCAGCCCGCUGGUGCUGAACCCCUCCACCAAUGUCUCAGGAAAACUCAAACUCAGAAAACAAAGGAGAAUAUACAAUUCUGCUCAUGGAUAUCUAGGUGCAGAGCUGGCUAGUAAGGGCUGGAAGGAGAGCCUGUCGGCCAGCUAUAGCAGCUCCACCAGUGGGAACUGGAGCUGGGACGCCAGUGACCAAUCAGUGCCCUCCACGCCGUCCCCGCCCCUCUCCAACGAAGUUGGCAAGAGCUUCCUGCUUUCCUCCCAGAGUGAUGACAACACUGAGGAGACAGAGAGUACACACUUCCUGUUUGAGGAUCCCAUCCCACGUAAACGAAAGAACUCCAUAAAGGUGAUGUUUAAGUGUCUGUGGAAGAACUGUGAAAAAGUCCUCAGCACCUCCUCAGGGAUCCAGCGUCACAUCCGCACCGUCCACCUGGGGCGAAAUGGAGACUCUGACUACAGUGAUGGUGAGGAGGAUUUUUACUACUCUGAAAUUGAGGUGAACAUGGACACACUUUCGGAGGGGCUGUCCAGCCUCACACCCACCUCACCCACUUCAUCCGGGCCGCCCCCUGUUUUCCCUGUCCUGACCUGUGAUGCUUCUCGAUCCGAGCCUGCUCACAUGAUCCACACCCCUCUCAGCCAGUCAGCACCGUCGGCACUGUGCCACAUCCGCACUGACCACGCUUACCAGGCUACAAACCCUGUCAGCAUUCCCAGCAUGCCCUCUGAGCUGCCUCACAGUGAGGACAGGAUUAGUGUAUCCUGGCAGUCACCCCCUGUCAUAUUUAAAGGCCCACCGGGCCCGAUGACUCAAAUCCGCACUGUUAGCAUCGGUGAGAAGAGACAACCUGUUAACCACACCACUGUCAGCAAAACGAACAUCAGCACCUCCACUUCCAAACCCACCAAUGGAAUCAGGAAACCCCGUGGUGAAGCGAAGAAGUGCAGAAAGGUCUAUGGCAUGGAGAAAAGAGAUUUGUGGUGCACAGCAUGUCGCUGGAAGAAGGCCUGCCAGCGUUUCACUGACUGAGCUUUAGUUGUUACUCCAUCAAAAUGUGCUCUUCUGUUGUCUGUUCCAUGGACUGACAACUGAUAAACUCCUCCAUGCUCUCAGAAUGGACAUUUCAUUAAGAGCUGACUCGGAGAGGUGUGGCCAAUUAGAAGUCACUGUUUUCUCCAGGCCACAAGAGGGGGCUCUUUUCCUGCAGCUUCCAUAGUGGAACACUGAGAUUUUGUGCAGAAAAACUGAAGAAAAAAAAAUCAAAAAAGUGAAAAAGUUUUCAGAAAAAAACGCAUAUUGGCUUUUGCUUUAUUGUUAUAUUAAGGCAAAAAGACACAAGACUUCCUAAGCUGAUUUUACAGUUUAUUAUACUUUCACAUUGUGCGUGUGUUCUUUGGAAUACAGUAGCUGAACAUUUUCCAUGAGUUUAAUUGUGACAGACUUUAUACGUGGCAGUUUUUACUGUUAUCAAACUCUGUAAGCUAUUUUUUGAAGAGUAUUUUUGAACAGUUAACCAAUUUUGGUGACACUUAUUCAGCGACUCAAAUUCAAAAGCAGUUAAAAAAGAAACCUGGCCUUUCACAUCAUUUAAACUUAAAUCAAACAGUCUAACUUGGCACCUGUUCAAACUGUUUCUGGACGCUUUAUCUUGCCUAUAAGCACUUUUUAACAGCCAUGAAAAUAAUUAGAUUUUCUAUUUUGUUAAAGCAGAAUACAGUUUAGCAUUGCUGCUUCUUAUUAGGAAUUGCGUAAUGCAUUCUCGCACCUUUGGUUUAGUUAUUUCAACACUCUUUGCUAGAUUUUUCGUCUCCUAAUACCUCUAAACAAGAAUGAGCCUUUUAGAGAGAGCCCGCUGUGUACUUCAGCAUGAAUAGUUGUAGUGCAGGAAUGUAAAAUGGCCUCUCUGCACUAAAGCACCAGAAAAACAAAUCCUCUGUCCCUCACAGAUCAACUGCAUGCUUCUUUAUAAGCUAUGAGGUUUAUUCCUAUCAGUCCGCAGUAUUCAUUUAAUUGCAGGCUCUUCAGUUGGCCAACAUUUUACAGCGACUUUCAUGAGUUCACGUUAAAAUUUAACAAAGACAAUCUGCUGUUUAGAGAAGUCAGUUAGCCCAAUAGGACAUAGUGUUAAAAGGAUACUUUGGUUUUCUGCGUGCUUCUAAAACCCUCAUCCACACAGUCCGCCUUGCGUACUUGUGCCUGUGUGCGUUGUUUGCGCAUGGAGAACUCGUGACCGUGCGUGAAACGUAAAGGCACACAGAAAAGCGAAGUCUACCCAUUUUUUUUCUCUUCAAUACAGAUCACGAUGCCUUCAAUACAAGGGGGUGGGGAGAAGAUAAUCCUUGCGUCUCGUACAGGACGUCGUAAUUCUGACCAAAAUAUGGCACAUCCUGUCUAAUACAAGACCGUUGGCAACUCUAAAGGCCCAAACAUACUCUACGCAAGUACAUGAACACAGACGCAUCUUGCUACGCAAGCAUGAUUUCACGUGUCGUUGCGUUGUGAAAUGUGUCAGAGCACAAUUCAUAACCUAACACAAGUACGCGCUCUAUUCUCAGUGUUGCCGCAAGGGGCGCUACAGCGGAUUUUCUUUUUUCAAUCAACAACUGUCAUAGCAGAGCAGCAAUUUGAGUAGAGUCUUGCCGAACAAAUUAGAUUAUACAAACAUAUUUUUCUGUCAUCUUUUCAGCAAAUACAAAAGCACACUCCUCAACUGUCAACAUGUUGACUCCACCACAUCCGGUUUCGUGCUGCCUAAAAAACUAUUUCGCCCCAUUGUGGUCCGAGGUUUGUAACCACCAGAGCAACGCAAGAGCGCACGUAAUGUAUGUAUAACGGGACCACGUGCUGGCAAAGCGCUCGUGUCUAUGUUUGCGUACUUGUGUGUAGUAUGUUUGGGCCCUAAGCCUUGCUUACACUGUGCGCAUCAUCUGUACAAAAGAAUAUCACAAAGUGCACAUGCGUCAAAUGCAGCUGUUUCGCUCUAGCUCAAUUGACUAUACUAGGACGUGCAACUGUUCGCGAGAUGUGACGGCACGCGGAAAAACGAAGUACACCCUAGCCUUUUGUGUCUGGAUAACUAAGCUAGAACAGGACAUCCCAGUUUCAUAUGAUCCACUUAAAUAGUACCUUAAAACUAGUGUUUUUUGUACAGAUGCAUAACUUGUACUUGUAGCUUUUGCAGAGUCGGUGUGGUUAAUCUGGGCCAUGCUGUGCUUCCAAAGGAGUAGUGUGUUUCUUAUACAACAUAUGGCUACAAUGCAUAUGUACAUAUUAUUUGCAGGCUUACAAGGAAAUGCUUACUCUGACAACAUGUAGACGUGUGUGAAUGUAGAUUGUGCCAUGUCUUCCACUGUGUUAGUCUUUCGCUUUCUCUUCAUAUCGAGGUGAUCAUAUGAUGUCUUCAUGUAUACACUGUGCUUUCUGUCCCCAAAGCCAGCUCUGAGCUGUUUCCCUUGAUAACACUUGUGUCAUCUAGGCCUAUAUGGGCUGUAUACGUGAAUGUGAUCAUUAAGGCUGGAGAACAUUAAAGCGAUAGUUCACACAAAAAUGAAAAUUUGACAAUUUUAUUCCACCUUGCAGGUAUGAAGAGAUAAUGUUAGUUUACCUUUUCAGACCAAACAAAACAAUCAAUAAGUGUAGCUCCCAAAAAAAUGUGUGUAGCACUCUCUCAAAAAGCUUUUUAUAAAUCAUGGAUAUCAAAGAAACAAUUGGGCUGGUGCAUAAUGCCAAAUGACCAAAUGUCAAGGCAUAUUGUCCAAUUACAGCUUAGAGCAGCUUUGUCUUCUCUUUUCCAGUGGUCAGAAAAGAAAGAGUGUCCCUCUCAUGAUCAUAACCUUCAGUAAGUGCCAAUGAGAAGAACAAGAGGGAAAACAUUUAAUUGCACUAACUUGUACUGCACAAAACGUAUAUUUUUAUGUACCAUUUUUAUACAGAGAAAUUGAAGUUUUUAAAAGAAAAUGCUUAAUGGUCGUAUGGUGACCGCCAUCGUUUUCAAUUGUCAUUGGGUCAGGGAUGAGGUCUUUUCGCAGACCUCCCAACUAUAAGCUUACUUGGCGGUACUUUAUGGUGUUGUGCUAGUUUGGGCCUUGCAGAACACAUCAGGGAGCUUUUUGUCCUCAGCAAUUUGACUGCAGGCUUAAAUCGGUGACAAUCAUUUAGGCUCCUUUGAUUCUUGGGAAUGUCGCUGACUUGGUUUUUUGAUGACUUGUCUAGUUUUCCCAUAUAAAACAUUGUCUUUUUUUCUCCAUAGGGAACAAGUCAUGGGUAGAUUUUGGAUUUAAAGGGAAAAGUUCACCCAAAAAUGAAAGUUUGGUCAUCAUUUACUUAGCUUUGAGAGAUGUUAGGCAGAAUGUACUUAAGCCUCAGUCACCAUUCCUUUCAUUGUAUGAAAAAAAGAUGCAAUGAAAAUGAAUGGCUGUCAGUGCUGUUAACAUUAGUUAAUGCAACAUGAACUAAGACAGAUCAAUUGUGUUUUUUAUCAAUUAACACAAACAACAAUUAAUAAAUGCGGUUUAAAAAUAUUGUUCCUUGUUUGUAAUGCAUAAAUUAAUGUUAACAAAUGGAACAUUAUGUUCUAAGUAAGGAAGUAGGGAUAUGCCACGGUGGUCGACUAAUCAACUAGUUGUCCAACAACUGACUAGUUGAUUAGUGGGAUCAACUACUAACAUUAAUAUUUUUAUUGGUGUUUGCUUUAAUGGGAGACACAAUUCUCAAAUUAAUUAAGAGACUCAACAUAUUGAAGAGCAUUUUUUUUUUUUCCGUGAUUAUAGGUUGCUGCGCUUAAAAGUGAAUAAUAGUCAGCAGAGUGAAACCUUCUGUAAGAAGUUUAGCUUCUUAAAGGAAUAUUCUAGGUUCAGAACAAGUUAAGCUCAAUCAGCAGCAUUUGUGGCAUAAUGUUGAUUACCACAAAAAAAAUUUUGACUCGCCCCUGCUUUAAAAAAAAAAAAAAAAAAAAAAAAAACCUGAAUUUCGAGGUUACACUGAGGCACUUACAAUGGAAGUGAAUGGUGCCAAAUUUUGGAGGGUUUUAAGGCAGAAAUGUGAAGCUUAUAAUUUUAUAAAAGCACUUACUUUCAUUCUUCUGAUAAAACUCAUGCAUUCUUUGAGCUGUAAAGUUGUUUAAAUCAUCAUUUUUACAGUCGUUUUAGGGUUUACAGCAUAAUAUCAUCAUGGCAACGAAGAUGUAAAAUAGGCUAUAACUUUACACAGAAAAGGUUCGUAAGUGAUUUUAUCCACUAAAAUCAUUUUUACAAGCAAAUCAUUUGUAUUCAUUGUAUGUUGUACAAUUUCAUUGUAAGUGUCUCACUAACCCAGAUAUUUCCUUUUUUAAAAGGAGGGAUGAGUCUAAAUACAUUUUUGUGGUAAUCAACAUUAUGCCACAAAUGCUGUCGAUUGAUCUUAACUUUUAUUGAACCCGUAAUAUUCCUUUUAAUGCUUCAACUUCAGUCCAUUUAUGCACCACUGCUGUUUCAGCCAUCCAAGCUCUGUAUCAACAAUACAUUACAAGACGAUCACUGUUGGACGUUAAAUCCUCUGCUGUAUUUGUAAUGUGCUUUCAAGAGAUUUAAGUCUUCUGACUCUGCUAAAAUAAAAAGUUUAAACUGCUCACCCGCAAUAUUAUCUUGCAGUUCUGCACUUUUGAAUGUGCAGCGAGGAUCAUCCUGAGACUCCCAAGUGCUCUGUUUACAUUGAAGCGCGUCAUUCUGCGUUCAGGAUGAGCAUAAGCGGAGCCUUUCUUAUUUCUUCUCUUUGAUAGUUUUGUGCAAUAAGAUGUUAUUGUUACUUAGCCUAUAUUUUUGUGGAAUAUCCAUUACCAUGUUAAAGUGCUGUGCUUAGCAUCCAUAUAUCAUUCCGAAACAUGUCUGAUCGGGGUCACGUGAACAUAACGGAGACUAAUUAUACAUUACUAUCCUUAACGCAGACUAGUCAUUCAAACAACUGACCGACAGGUUGAUUAUGAAAAUUGGAACAUCCCUAGAAAGAAGUCAUACAGGUUUGAACAUGAGGGUGAGAGAGUAAAUGAUGAGAGAAUUGACAUUUUUAGGUGGACUAUCCCUUUAACCAUCAAAAAUCUAAUGAGUCAGGCAGUGACAUUUUAAAUAAGUUCUGUAGUGUCCGUUUUGAGCGUGGAGUCACAAAAACAAUCACUUUUUUGGCUUCUUUGCCAACUUUAUAGACGAUAUAAAAUGGAAACCAUAAAAGGAAAUUGAAAGAUUGCCUUUUUUGUUUUUGAAUUGAGAGUCUGUAGUGAAUAAAACAUGUAUAUAUUCAUUGUAUAUUUCAGACUGAGGGUAAAUGGGGAAAAGAAGCAACAAUGAAUGUAAAAUCUACAAAACAAAAUAAUCUGCCUGUAAUCUGUCACGGCUGUUGGUUUUUGUUAUUGCUUGUCUUACAUGAACUUCUGUCCAUUUUUUUUUUUUUUCUUGCAUAUCAAGUAGCUAGAACCACUCAGUGUUUUGUUUUUCCUUUUAGUUCUCAUUUUCAGUUGACGUGCUUUAAAUCUGCCUUGCAUUGAUAUGAUUUCAUUGAUCAGAAAUAUCUGUCUGUAAGUGAGUCUGUACAUCAUGACGUAUGUACUGUUGUAAGGUUGGAUGGAUGUUACUAUGUGGAUCAUGAUGUCAUUCUGCCCUGCACAUUCCGAUAGAUGAUUUUACAUUCGUCUGAGCCUUUAUCAAUCUGUUUCCUGUUAUUCUAACUUUUCUGACUGCCUGUUGGUUCUUGCCAAGGACAUUAAGCUAACCACACAAGAAACCUUUAAAAACUCUCAACACUUUCAAAUGUUUGUGUUAAUAAAAAUUUAAAAAGGAUUUUCACAGUAAUCAAGACCAUUUUAAGAUUCUCCUACGUAACUGUUUCAGUGCAGGAUUUUUCAAAACAACUAUUUCUCCCUUUUUGUGUUUCUUUUACCAUUUAGGUCUUGAAGUUUUGUCAAGCUCCUUUUUUGACUGUAUAUUUCCUUUCUUUCUCCAUUGUUCCUCAUCGGUUGAUAUUUGAUGCAUGUCUUGUGUCAUCUUUGUACUAAAUUGUUUUUCAGAGGUUGACAUUAUGUUUCCAGAGUUGCAUGAAUGCCUGAGAGGAUGGAGGUGUUUGUGGUGUUUACUUGGGCCGUGAUGAGAGUUUGGUUUCUUUGGCUGUAAUGUGAUUUAAAUAAAAGUGGAUUUCAGAACGACA
Myxocyprinus asiaticus (Chinese sucker) is the source of this 7920-nucleotide messenger RNA. Its product is annotated as zinc finger protein 704-like. The record is from RefSeq and is a predicted model, not a curated record. The transcript is spliced from 10 exons. Gene Ontology annotation, molecular function: RNA polymerase II cis-regulatory region sequence-specific DNA binding; DNA-binding transcription factor activity. NCBI's taxonomy places the organism in Eukaryota, Metazoa, Chordata, Actinopteri, Cypriniformes, Catostomidae. Gene Ontology annotation, biological process: regulation of transcription by RNA polymerase II. The coding region runs from base 211 to 1779 and encodes 522 amino acids. Gene Ontology annotation, cellular component: nucleus.